Molecule: messenger RNA, 528 nt
Organism: Aspergillus wentii DTO 134E9
Lineage: Eukaryota; Fungi; Ascomycota; Eurotiomycetes; Eurotiales; Aspergillaceae
Exons: 2
Coding region: 1-528 (175 amino acids)
Source: RefSeq, a predicted model, not a curated record
AUGCCUGUCGCUGUGGGCUUCCCUUCCUAUCUCUGGACCUGUCUCCUCCUGGCUCCUACGGAAUGCAGCCGAGACCCCCGAUCGAGGAAAAUUAAAAAUUUCUGCCAUCCAUCAUCGACUAUCGAAUUCAAUGAUGAUUUGGACUGGGACUAUUCAGAAUGCAUUAGUCCGGACGUCGGGAAGAUGGCACUUGGCGUCAGACUACUCCAAGCCUACAAGACCGGAACUCCUCCUAGCUCGGCAAGAGUACCCGUGGGACGACUCAACAUAUAUACCCAAACCUCAGGAGCCGUCGAGGACAAGUCUACGAGACCCAAGAACAUGCAUGCACCCUCCCGCAUGGCCACCCAAUCCGGAUCGGAUGGCGUCAACAUUUCCAUCUUUGUUCAGAUGCUUGGCCAGAUGGAGACAAUUCGAUGUUUCUAUCGCGUAAAAAAGUGGUCUGUCAGACGAGAAAUCUGCUCACACUACGCAAAAAGAAGUGCGCCAGACGGAGUCGCGAUGUCAAUCAUCAACUGCAUGACGUAG